Leptosia nina is the source of this 972-nucleotide messenger RNA. The record is from the annotation of a GenBank genome assembly. NCBI's taxonomy places the organism in Eukaryota, Metazoa, Arthropoda, Insecta, Lepidoptera, Pieridae.
AUGGCUCAUGUAACGGGUAAGAAAAUGGUGGGUAAAGAUAAUGUCAAACGCCCGUCAGUGGGUGGGAAAGGUAUAGGAGAUAUGGAGAAAAAUUCAAAAGUACGAAAUAAGAGUAAGAUCCCCAAAGCGUUACGUUACGAUCUAGAAAAUGCAUUAGUGAAUCUAUGUGAUGUCUGGUUUGAAGAAAUAAAGCCACAUUUGAUUCGCAACAAUAUAAAACUGCACGUCCACGAGAACCACGCUGGUGGCGAAGGCAGCAAGUUGCCACAUGGAGCACCUGGAUGUCCCCACCUCGACCCAGGUGCUGCUUCUGAUCAACGACAUCGUCGCGGUGCGAGCUGUGCAGACUGCUGUCCAACGCCUCGAACAGCAUCGAGAGUGCCAUGUCGCAGGCUGCAUCGGCACCGUUCUUCGCCUCGACGCCACAGGCCAUCGCUGUCUCCGAAGGAACAGCAUUGCCGUAGCGGUCAGGAGAGCUCUCAAAGAAGAACGAGAAAACGUCGAAAAGCUCGGAAGCAAACGCAGUCCGAAAUUAGGUUACGAAUACCUCGACUUUGUAAUAAUUUUACUUUGGAAUCUAAAUCUAAUCAAGUUCAAAGGAAAGUGGGACGCUGUCAAAAUAAUAUUAUAAAGGCUAUUAAUAAUAAAUGUAGGACAAAAGACAAGUACACACAGACUGAGGAUUGCGGUAUAGAGAGAAAAGAUGAUACAAAUACGCUCAGAUCCCUAUACGCUAAUGAAAGGAGACAAGUAUCGAAUUAUCAAAGUAAAUUAAGAAACGAGACGGUUAGAAGACCAUUAUUUCAAAAGGACCUCGUCGAUAUUAUUUGUAAAAAGCACAAUAAGGUGUUGGAAGUGAUUUAUAAAAGCCCUUCGAAGUCAGAGAUCUCAUCGGUUAUGAAUUUAAUUCCGGUGCCAGAAGCUCGAGAUAAAAAUUGUAAAAGGAAACAAAAGAAUCGACCGUGGAAAUAG